GUUUCUCUUCAUUUUAGUUAUGGGACCGAGGCCCCAAGACGGAAAUCGCCAGAGUGUGUAGUGUCUGCAUCCUGAGCUCAAGCCUUCUGACUCCGGGGACCAGCACGCCUGGCGCCCAGCUCCUCCUCGUGUGCUGGCCGGGGUCUGCGUCGACCAGGAGUGACGUCACCGUUGGUCCAGCAUGAACUGGGAGGCUCUGGAUCACGUGCCCCUGCUGCUGUACAUCUUGGCAGCGAAAACAUUGAUUCUCUGCCUGGCAUUUGCCGGAGCCAAAGUUUACCAAAGGAAGAGGUUGGAAGCCAGAGAGCGCCAGCUGGAAGCGGAGAAGAAGUCGGAGAAGAAAGAGCGCUAACGGGAGCCACAGGGUGAGCUCAGUGGUGUCGGAGCCAGAGUGGCUGCACAUGAGCACUGCGCUGAGCGAGUGGGGCGUCCGCGCUGCUGACCAGACGGCUCCUGCUUCCCACCGGCCCUCUCCCCUAGACGCUGCACCACACGGCGGCCCUCUCCCCUAGACGCUGCACCACACGGCGGCCCUCUCCCCUAGACGC
Myotis brandtii (Brandt's bat) is the source of this 548-nucleotide messenger RNA. It is a transcript of the gene SMIM11, whose product is annotated as small integral membrane protein 11A. NCBI's taxonomy places the organism in Eukaryota, Metazoa, Chordata, Mammalia, Chiroptera, Vespertilionidae. The transcript is spliced from 6 exons. The record is from RefSeq and is a predicted model, not a curated record. The coding region runs from base 182 to 352 and encodes 56 amino acids.